This is a messenger RNA of Musa acuminata subsp. malaccensis (wild Malaysian banana), 1030 nucleotides long. RefSeq names its product ethylene-responsive transcription factor ERF026-like. Gene Ontology annotation, molecular function: DNA-binding transcription factor activity; DNA binding. Gene Ontology annotation, biological process: regulation of DNA-templated transcription. NCBI's taxonomy places the organism in Eukaryota, Viridiplantae, Streptophyta, Magnoliopsida, Zingiberales, Musaceae. The record is from RefSeq and is a predicted model, not a curated record.
UACACUUGCAACGCCUUCUUUCUUUACACCUUAAAUGCUUCACAUCGUUCACCAUUCCCCCUUCCCCCAGCAGCAGACUCCCGUAGCAAACAGCAAACGGCGACUUCUCGACAUGAUCAUGUGAACCGUCGUCGUCACUGCUUUGCUGAUUGCAUACACCUCUGCUGUCAUAUUGUGGGACUUCUUUCCUCCUCUCUGUAGAUGUAUGGCUGAACGCCCUUGGGACUUGCAGGGUCAUGCGGGGGAGAGCAGCCGAGCAUUCCCAUCUUCUCAACUCGCCGAGCAGAUGACCCGUUCUUAUGAUCAAGGAGCUAAUGCGCCGCAGCCGGAGAUGGAGCCACGCGUCAGGGCAGGCGCCUCACGGAGGCACCCGAGCUACCGCGGCAUACGGUACCGGAGCGGCAAGUGGGUGUCGGAGAUCCGCGAGCCGCGAAAGUCCACCCGCAUCUGGCUCGGCACGUACACAACCGCAGAGAUGGCGGCCGUGGCCUACGACGUCGCAGCGCAUGCACUCCGCGGCACGGACGCCCAGCUGAACUUUCCGGACCAAAUUGCCUCGCGUCCGUCGCCGCUCUCGUCCUCUCCGACCCAUAUCCGUGUGGCGGCGGCGGAGGCUGCCGCUUCCCUGAUGCCGAGUUCCGGAGCGGGCGACGAAAGCGAUGGCGCUGCCGCCGCCGCCGCCGCCGCAGUCGACACCGUUGCUUCGCAACAACAGCCAGGGAGUUAUAUAGAUGAGGAAGAGAUAUUCGACAUGCCGCAGUUGUUGGUGAACAUGGCGGAGGGGAUGCUCAUGAGCCCACCUAGGUUGAGUCCGCACGGUUCUGAUGACUCGCCGGAGGUUUCGGAGGGUGAGAGCUUGUGGAGCUAUCGUUAGGGAUAUGUUGGAUAGUACGAAGAGGGAGACUUCCAUUUUUAUCAGCAGCUAUUUUGCUAUUUGAGGAUAUCAUGCAAUACUAGCGUGUAGAUUUUGGUAUUAUGUAACUUGCUGGAGUUGGUAUAUACAAUAACCAGUUUAUAUUAUGCGUGAAAA